Molecule: messenger RNA, 1296 nt
Organism: Acanthaster planci (crown-of-thorns starfish)
Lineage: Eukaryota; Metazoa; Echinodermata; Asteroidea; Valvatida; Acanthasteridae
Biological process (GO): vesicle-mediated transport; intracellular protein transport
Cellular component (GO): membrane coat
Source: RefSeq, a predicted model, not a curated record
UUGGUGUAUACGGUUUUCGGUUGGAGUUCCAUACACGGACAUUACUUAGCUUAGUUUCCCUUGAUGUGUCCGUUUUUGGAGCUCUUUCUGGAACUGAUAACAUGACCUAAAAGCCUAAUUUAAUUUUUAAGAAUUUUUGUGCCGGUUGGUGGGCUGUUUCAUCAAGCUUAGUGCUGGACAGUAGAACGCUGUGGUGGAGAUGCCUGACCAGUACCAACCUGCGUAGCUACUGGGUAGAACACUGAUCCCGUUGCACUACGGUGUGCUGCGUGUUAUGGCCACAGACUCACCAUGCUGAAGUUCAUCUUGAUUAUCUCCAAGCAGGGCCAGACUCGUCUGGCCCAAUAUUAUGACGAGAGACGAGAACCGACACAGAAGACCUCGCUGGAGGCAGAAUUGAUCAGAAAGGUGCUUCUCAGAGGAAACAAAGGGUGCUCAUUCCUGGACUAUCAAGACUUCAAGGUUGUGUACCGUCGGUACUUGUCACUGUAUUUCCUCAUCGGCAUUGACAAGGAAGAAAACGAAGUAGCAAUCUUGGAAUUUAUUCACCUCAUCGUGGAGACCUUGGACAAAUAUUUCCCCAAAGUGACUGACUUGGAUAUCAUGUUCAAUCUGGACAAGGUGUACAUGAUCCUUGAUGAGAUGGUGGUGAAUGGCUGCAUCGUAGAGACUAGCAAAGCCAAGAUAUUGGAACCUGUCAGGCUGAUAGAGCAGCAUCGAUGAUGGAAGCCCAUCAGUGAACUUGGGGCCUAUGCUGUGGUUUCGGCUCCAAGCUGUUGAGCUAAGCCCGCAUGCAACAAAAAUGCAAAAUCAACUGUUAACAUGAUCAGAGGACUACGGUGCUGUUUCAUGUUGUAUGUUUUCGUGUUUAUGCAAUUCUCAAGUUCAGAGAAGUUGGUACCCUGUGUGCUGAUAACAGUAAGACUGUUAUUUUGGACUUCCAAGAACCAGUUCACCUCAGGCAUCAGUGGUCUAUCAACUGGCCUCACUUGGCUUCUCUUGAGAGAAAAAAAGGACACCCUCAGCCGUGCAUGCGUGCAGCAAGUGUCAAUGUCAUGUCAUUUCAACCCAGAAUAGUCAACUUGGGCAUUUUGUUCGUGAAAUUCUUUAAUUGGUCUUUUAUAUAAAAUACUCAAAUAUUAAGAUAUCGCACCUCUGUCAAUCCAUUUUUAAAAAUAUUUAUGUAAAGAAAAUGACAUGCUAAGGCCUGUUUCAAGAUGCUUGAUUGCCGCACCGACUGAAAUAAAAACGUUUCAGGUAAAAGACAGAUGAUUAUGUACAUUGCUGAUUAUUCUC